Molecule: messenger RNA, 2400 nt
Organism: Leucoraja erinaceus (little skate)
Lineage: Eukaryota; Metazoa; Chordata; Chondrichthyes; Rajiformes; Rajidae
Gene: mtrf1l
Product: mitochondrial translational release factor 1-like
Exons: 7
Coding region: 112-1458 (448 amino acids)
Biological process (GO): translational termination
Molecular function (GO): translation release factor activity
Source: RefSeq, a predicted model, not a curated record
UUUUCAAAGAUUGCACUCUUGUCCUGCAGAUGUAAAACCUCUGGAAGCUGUGGUGGAUGAAAUUCCCCUGGUGUCUGAGCUGCAGGAUUGUAAACAUUGUUCUGGUGAAACAUGUUUCUUGCUGGACGGACUGCCCUGCGCAUUAGUUGUAAGCACAGUCAUGCCGGGAGUUGCCUUGAAAAUCUGCCCUUCUGGUGUGUGAGGAGGUCCUUGCAUCUGAAGACUGGGCCUGGAGUCUCCCAGCCUCCCCUCGUUAAUCGCCACCGUCCAAAUGUUGCAGGUAAAUCUCGAGCAUUUAGCGUCGGCGCCCCCACAACGGAGGAGGUGUUUGGCCAAAAUUCGCUGCGGAGCUACGUGAGCCAAUUGGAACGGGAGUAUUCAGAGUCAUUGGAACGGCUCAGUCUCUGCCAGGCUUCCCUGGAGACGGAGGGAAAGGAAGGGUCCAGAGCUCUGCAGAAGCGAGUGAGCGAACUGGCACCAGUGGUGACUGAGCUGCUGCAGCUGAGGAACAAGGAGCAGGAGUUGCAGGACAUUCAGACCUUGCUGAAAGAUGAUGAUGCCGAUCUAAAGAGACUUGCUGAGAGCGAAGAGAGUGCUUGCCAGGCAACCAUUCAAGCCCUCAAGGCCAAGAUUCUUUCACUUCUGAUCCCCUCCCAAGAGGUGAACAAUAACGACCUGAUUCUGGAAAUUACUGCAGGCGUUGGGGGACAGGAGUCCAUGCUAUUCACUGCAGAGAUGUUUGAAAUGUACCAGAGUUAUGCAGCCUUCAAGGAUUGGCACUUUGAAGUACUGGAGUACUGUCACAGUGAAUUAGGAGGCUUGCGACAUGCUGCAGCCAGUGUGAGCGGUCAGGGAAGCUACAGACAUAUGAAGUACGAAGGGGGAGUUCACCGAGUGCAGAGGGUCCCCAGAACAGAGAAGCAAGGCAGGACUCACACCAGCACCAUGACUGUGGCUGUGUUGCCCCAGCCCACUGAGAUUGAGCUGACUAUCAGCCCCAAAGACCUGCGGAUAGAAACAAAGCGAGCGAGCGGUGCGGGGGGCCAACACGUCAACACGACGGACAGCGCAGUCCGAAUCCUCCACAUCCCGACAGGUGUGGUAGCCGAGUGCCAGCAGGGGAGGUCACAGCUGAAGAAUCGAGAACGAGCCAUGCAGCGGCUGCGUGCAAAGCUGUACAGCAUGAAGCUGGAAGAGGAGAUCAGCCGACGGCAACAAGCCCGGAGGAUACAGAUUGGGACCAGGGGAAGAUCAGAAAAAAUCCGAACAUAUAAUUUUCCACAGGACAGGGUUACGGACCAUCGGAUUGGGAAAUCGCUCUACAACCUGAAGGACUUCAUGCUGGGGGAAGAGCUUCUGGAUGAGAUGGUUGAAGAGCUGAAAAGCCUGGCCGAUAGUGAAUGUUUGUUUGAGUUCCUGGAGAACAUGCAGAGACGUCAGAACGAGCAGGGCCAAUGACAAUCUCUCAAAACCCUAGUAACAAUGGACAUUAUGCACCGAUUCGUAUUGAUUCUACACAACGCCGUCUCAGCUCCUUUAUGGCUAAAGCCCUUGCCUGUGGCACCUCCAGAGUUAUUCCAAUGGAUUUUAUCAGGCCUCAUCCAAUCUAUGCAGACUGCAGCUCAGCCAAAUCUCUGCAAUUGGUGUCUUCACUCAAGCGAUCUCAUUAUGCCAGUAAGCUCCUCACCACCUCUGUCCUCACUCACUUUCUAUAGCUCCCCGCCCAGCAGUAUUUAGAUUAUCUUAUAAUUUCUUCAGAACCCUCCAGGGCCUUGUCCCAUUUGUGUGUAAGCCCUGCAUCGCUGCCUUCCGAGAUCUGGUCACACUACCCCCUUGAUAAUCUCCAAAUGUAAUUACUCCACUGUGGUUGACUCUGCCCUUGGCUACCUGUGACCAGAGGUCUAUUCCGAAACCCUGCCAUCGUUCUCGUCUCCUGAGGGCAUCUGAGCACAGUACACUUGGUGAAAUAUUACUCCAGGCCUAUAGUUAGUUUAUUGAAAACCCAGGCAAUGAAACUGAUCUGUGAUGAGAUAUCAUGAGACCACAAAGCAUCUGUACCUAUUUGAGAAUUAAGUCUUACUGUGUUAUUGUGUAUUACUGUGUUAUUGUGAGAAUUAAGUGUUACUGUGGUAUUUCUGUGGCAUUUUCUCUGCUAGACUAAUUCUGAAAGGAUGAAGAUGAUCUUUGAUCUUGGUAUGGUACAGAGAGAUGUAGUUUCACGGAUCAAGCUUAUCAAGAGAAGAGUUGGACAUUGUGCUGAGAUGCAUGGGGUGAAUUCCUUUAACCAAGUUGCCACUACUGCACCAUGCGGCAUUUCACAGUGAGGUCCUGGAAAAUGUGGUCAACUCCCACUAUCUUGGGAGCGAGCCAUCAAUUAUUAAAUUAACUACCUGAAAUACA